GAAACCCUAAAUAAGCCUCAUUUACAACUGGCCAAUGAAUUAUAUUCUGCACAAGAACUUUUUGGUAUAUGAUUAUAUUUACCGAUUUAAAUCUGUCGGUAAUCAGUUAUCAGGAGAUAGAUUCAUAAGAAAAACAUGGUACCUUCAAAAUGGUCCUUCAUGACGAGUCUUUUAUUAAUUCUUUUCUCAACUGUCUACAGCCUUUCUACGAAAGACAAAAACGCAGCUAACUAUGGCCUUGCAAUUGGAAAAGGGAUAGCUGAUCUGCUUGAAAAGAGAGAUUUUGCAAAGUCUUUAACAAUGAUCGGGAAAAGUAUUGGUCCCUACCUUGGCGCAUUAGGUCCCAUCGUAGGGGUCAUCAUGGCGUUCAUCCCAUCCGAGUCUGCUGAGUUAGCUUUCAUGAAAAAAAUGAUGAAGGAGAUCGACACACGCUUGGAUCAUAUAGAUAAUCGAUUUAACGAUAUCGAACGACUGAUUGAAUGGAGUGUUGUUAAAGUCAACUUCGGGCAAAUAGAACAAAAUAUAAAAGUAGUGUCGCGUGAGUUUCAAUAUAUUUACGCUGUUCCGCAGGCUGCAGUGGAAAACAGGAAGGUGCUUUAUCUUUCGAGAUAUGAUAAUGAUUAUCAAAAUAGUGGCACCAAAUUGUAUGAUGUCAUUGUCGAAAAACAAGGUCUAUUUCAAGAAGAUCUUGGUACUUCCGUCAUGCGUUAUACCAAAAUUGACCGCAGAAAGACGCAGUUAUUUCUUCUCGGUGUUAUGCAACUUCUCUUGCAAGCUGUAAAAGUAGAAUUAGGCUAUCUUCUAGUUAAACAAUAUACACACAACGCACAUUUUAUGCAGUUGGAUUGGGAAAAUAGAAUACAGAAAGUGCGAAGGAAGUUCGAGGAAAUUGACAACCAGUGCGUAGUAAAAUAUCACACUCAAUCCGGAAAUGAUAUUGACGAAUAUUCUUCCGCAAACAAAGAUCUGACGAAUAGGCAAUUUGCAAAUGGACUAUUAAAUCUCCUUCGCGGAAAAUACGACUGGAGGGACUGGGUUGUUAUCGCCUAUGACCCAGUAAAGGGCGGUGACAAACAUUGGAUUGGGGUCAGUGGAGGACACAUGAAAUUUAGGAAAGAUGGAAGAAACAUAGUAGUGGCAAGUGUAGACAAGAGCCAUUCAGUCAUGGAUUUAGCAAGAGCUGAACUGGAAAUGAAAACAGUAUCCACGACAAAGAAGAAUUGGUGGCACGGAAUCGUGGCUCGAGCGGCAAAAGAUAUUUUUUACUCCUUAGAUAAACGAGGUGCCUCAUUGGUUAGUGUUAUAAGGUCUGACGAGGAUGCAAAUUACUUUGGUGACUCUUUGAGAGCGAAAUUCGUCCGCAGAGCGCCUUAUUAUGAGCUUCUGAUGUGGGGCUGAAAGAUUUUUAUAGGUGUACACGGAGUGGUAUUGUCACUCGUAUGAUUAAAUUAAAUCUAUAAUUCAAUGUAUUUGUUAUUACCAUUCAUUUAUUUUGCAAUGACAAUGUACGUCUUUGAAUACGUUGCGUUCAGUCUGUAUAUUUACAACAAAAAAAACAACAACAUUUGUAUGAUACUAUUAUUUAUAUUAUCUUUUAAACACUUCUCGAUACAGUUUUGAAAAUUAAAUAAUGAGCUCAG
Molecule: messenger RNA, 1640 nt
Organism: Mytilus californianus (California mussel)
Lineage: Eukaryota; Metazoa; Mollusca; Bivalvia; Mytilida; Mytilidae
Exons: 2
Coding region: 136-1398 (420 amino acids)
Source: RefSeq, a predicted model, not a curated record